AUGGAGGCCAAGGGCGCCCGGGCGUGGGAGGGCGGGCCGGGCAACUUGUCCAUGCCCGUCACGCUGCUGCUGCCGCCGAACGUGUGCGGCGUGGCGCCCGCGGAUGUAGGCAGGGCGCUGACGCCGCAGCAGGUGGUGGUGCAGCCCCCGCCCCCUCCCGCCGCGGGCGAUGCCCCCGGGGCCGAUGCACCGGUCUUCGUGCUCCUGCCGGAGGACGUCGGGCGGGUGGAGUACCGGAUGGUGGCGCCAGGCGCCCAGCCGGUCGUGCGUCAGCCGCCCGUGAGGGGCGUUCAUGACGGGAGCCUGUUGUCAUCGCUGCUUAGCCAGUACUUACCGGAUGGCAUGCCCCGGCGGGAGGACCAGGCUCUCGGGGUCAGGCCCGGCGGGGGCCGGCUGGCCGUCAGGCCGCCCGCCUGCACGGCGACGGAUACGGUGCCGGCCGGCCCGCAGGGAUCCGGGGGCUCCGGGAAGGACAGCGCCGACACCGACCCCAGCUUUGCGUCCGCGGAUGGGAUGUCGGGCCUGGAGAACAACGCGGCGGAGGAUGUGGCGCCGGCAUCCGGCGCCCUGCGCAAGGCGCGGGGCAGGCGCGAGGGCGGGCCGUUCCAGGACGUGCCGAUAUCCAAGGACGAGAAGCGGCGGGAGAGGAACAGGCGGGCGCAGCGGAAUUUCAGGGAGCGCCAGAGGAACAGGAUCCUUGGCCUGGAGGAGGAGCUAACGCGGCUCAAGGACAGGGUCCGUCGGCUGGAGGUGGAGUACGCGGAGCUGAACCGCGAGAACCAACUGGUGAAGCAGUGCGUGGGAUUUGUUGGGGACCCCCCCGCCGUCCCUCGGGGGACGUAUCGCCGGCCGCCAUCCCCUGACGGCGGCGUUGCCAGCAUCGAAGACCAAUUGUUCGGAAAGCACGUGGGCGGUGCGCUCUUGCAGACCGUCAAGGCGCUGUCGCGCUGA
Ostreobium quekettii is the source of this 951-nucleotide messenger RNA. The record is from the annotation of a GenBank genome assembly. NCBI's taxonomy places the organism in Eukaryota, Viridiplantae, Chlorophyta, Ulvophyceae, Bryopsidales, Ostreobiaceae.